GGGCGCACACGGUGCCGCGGGGCGGGCGGCGGAGCCCGGCGGGCUCGCGGGGCGGGAGCGGCGGCGGGCGGCGCGUCCCGGGCUCUGCCUCCCGGGCACUUGCCUGGGUCCUGCGCGCUCCUGGCAUCCGCCCUGCCGCUGACACACGGUAGCGGGGACGCCCGACGCCUCUAGCGACAGGCGCGUCCCAGAGGGACGCCGCACUUGGGGACUCCGGCGCGACUGGCCAGACGAGGAGAGGAAACAUUCAAACUGGAUUUUUAAAUCAUUUUAAAUCAGUGAUGGAUCAGAAGUUGCAGAAUGCAAUCUCAAAUAAAAGUCUUCGAAAGAAUUGCUUCAAAUAACAGGAAAGAAAAUUGAUCUACCACUUUAAAAUCCUUGUCUAGAAAAACAUAUUGCACAUAAUAGGAAAUUAUAACUGGGGAAAUUUAUUUGGCUCUUAAUAUACCUGAAUGAAAGGAAUUGUCACUUUGUUUCUCAGAAGACUUGUAUAUCUGAGAUUAUUUUAAUAAUCAGUCAUUUUAUAAAAAUCUUGACAUGAUCACCAGGGAGGAGAAACAGAGCAAUAGCUAAAACCUGUGUGUUGGUCAAGAUGACUUCUGAAGAAAUGGCAGCUUCUGUUCUCAUACCUGUGACUCAGAGAAAAGUGAUAUCUGCUCAGGGGACCGUAGAUGAAAGUAGUGAAAAGGUCUCAGACAUCAGUGUUCCAAAGGCGCAUUCUGUCAGGCAGAGCGGGCCGACUUCUCAUACCAUCUCACAACUGAACACACUUAAAGAAGACUCUUCUGGAAGCAACUUGCCCAAGAUUCUCUCAAUAGCAAGGGAGAAAAUAAUGAGUGAUGAGAACAGUAAUGAAAAGUGCUGGGAGAAAACCAUGCCAGAUUCUGUGAAAAACCUUAACAUUAACUGCAACAACAUGUUGAAAAACCAUCAGCAUGGCCUUCCUCAGAGCCAGUUUUAUGAAACUUGUGAUUCUGUCACAGAGGAAGGCUUGUGUUUGGAAACUGGAAUCCCUUCUUCACUGGAAAGAAAGGUGAUCCCUGGAAUUCAACUGGAAAUAGACGGACCUCCCAUGGGCAUUAGUCCCUUAGGAAACCAAUCGGUGAUCAUGCAGACCAGCAGGGCACACCCUGACAGCAACAUGGCAGUAUUUCACUUUCAUUAUGAAGUUGACAGAAGAAUGUCAGACACUUUCUGUACCCUAUCUGAUAACUUGAUUUUGGAUGAUUGUGGAAACUGUGUACCGCUGCCUGAUGUUGGUGGAGAGCAAAAGAAAAAUUACAUGGCGUACACUUGUAAACUGAUGGAAUUGGCAAAAAACUGUGAUAAUAAGAAUGGGCAGCUGCAGUGUGAUCAUCGUGACACCUUAAAUGACAAAUACCUGUGCUUUGAAGAUUCUAGCCAGAAGGCCAAUGUGGUAUGUUCUAGUGACAGCUUUUACAGGGAGGAUUUUACUGACAGUCCUCCUGCCAAGACUUUUCUGAGCCAUUUUGAGGACUUUCCUGAUAAUUGUGAAGAUGCAGAAGAAGAUUUUUUCAAAAACAAAAAGGAGCGGUCCACUUUGUUAGUGAGGAGAUUUUGUAAAAAUGACAGGGAAGUUAAGAAAUCUGUGUACACCGGGACAAGGGCAAUUGUGAGAACUCUGCCUUCUGGUCACAUUGGGCUGGGAGCUUGGAGUUACAUUGAUCAAAAGAGAAAUGGUCUCUUAAUGCCUUGUGGGAGAGUAAUGGAACGGCUGUCAACAGUGGUGACUGGGCAAGAUGGGAGCCGAUGUCUGUCACAAACCCAGUGGUAUCCGAUCUACAAUGCAGUGAGAAGGGGACAAGAAACAGAAGAUACAAUUGGAUCUCUUCUCCAUUUCUUCACAAAGCUCCCAGCCUCUGAGAGAGCCGAUGAAAGGAUUAGCAUUGGUCCAUGCUUAAAGCAAUGUGUCCAAGACACUGUCUGUGAAUAUCGUGCCACCCUCCAAAGGACUUCCAUAUCUCAGUACAUCACCGGUUCUCUCCUAGAAGCAACCACAUCUUUAGGAGCAAGAAGUGGCCUUCUCAAUACUUUUGGAGGAUCCACUGGACGAAUGAUGCUGAAAGAACGCCAACCGGGCACCUCUAUGGCCAAUUCUAGUGCCCUCCCUUCAAGUUCAGCUGGGAUCAGCAAGGAACUGAUUGAUCUGCAGCCCCUCAUCCAGUUCCCAGAGGAGGUCGCCAGCAUCCUGAUGGAGCAGGAGCAGAAUAUUUACCGGAAGGUCUUGCCAGUUGACUAUCUUUGCUUCUUGACCCGGGACUUGGGCACUCCGGAAUGCCAGAGGUCCCUGCCCUGCCUCAGAGCGUCCAUCUCAGCAUCGAUUCUUACCUCCCAGAAUGGAGAGCACAAUGCCCUUGAAGAUCUUGUGAUGAGAUUUAAUGAGGUGAGCUCCUGGGUGACGUGGGUAAUCCUCACAGCGGGCUCCAUGGAGGAGAAGCGGGAAGUCUUCUCGUAUUUGGUGCACGUGGCCAAAUGCUGCUGGAACAUGGGCAACUACAACGCCGUCAUGGAGUUCUUGGCCGGCCUCCGGUCGAGAAAAGUUUUAAAAAUGUGGCAGUUUAUGGACCAGUCUGACCUGGAGACCAUGAGGAGCCUGAAGGAUGCCAUGGCUCAGCACGAAUCUUCCUGUGAGUACAGGAAGGUGGUGACGCGGGCGCUGCACAUCCCUGGCUGUAAGGUGGUUCCGUUCUGUGGGGUGUUUCUGAAGGAGCUCUGUGAAGCACUGGACGGAGCCUCCGGCCUCAUGAAGCUUUGCCCGAGGUACAAUUCCCAAGAAGAAACUCUAGAGUUUGUAGCCGAUUACAGUGGACAAGAUAAUUUCUUACAACGUGUGGGACAAAAUGGCUUAAAGAAUUCAGAGAAGGAGUCCACUGUCAACAGCAUCUUUCAGAUCAUCAGGAGCUGCAGUCGAAGUCUGGAGACCGAGGAGGAGGACAGCCCCAUUGAAGGGAGCAGCUCUAGGAAAAAUUCCUUGAAGGAUAAAGCCAGAUGGCAGUUUAUAAUUGGAGAUUUGCUGGAUUCUGAAAAUGACAUCUUUGAGCAGCCCAAAGAAUGGGACCCUCAUGGAUCAGAAGAGCCACAGAAGGCCUUUGACCAUGGGACAGAGCUCAUCCCGUGGUACGUGCUGUCCAUCCAAGCUGAUGUGCACCAGUUCCUGCUGCAGGGGGCCACGGUCAUCCACUAUGACCAGGACACGCACCUCUCUGCCCGCUGCUUCCUCCAGCUUCAGCCUGACAAUAGCACGUUGACCUGGACGAAGCCCACUACUGCCUCCCCAGCCAGUGCUAAAGCAAAACUUGGUGUACUUAGUAACACGUCCGAGCCUGGCAAAUUCCCAUUACUGGGCAAUGCUGGAUUAAGUGGCCUGGUGGAGGGGGUCUUGGAUCUGUUUUCAGCAAAGGCUGUGUACAUGGGACACCCUAGCAUUGAUAUACACACUGUGUGUGUUCAGAACAAACUGAGUAGCAUGCUUCUCUCAGAGACUGGUGUAACACUGCUCUAUGGGCUUCAGACCACGGACAAUAGAUUAUUGCACUUUGUGGCACCAAAGCACACAGCUAAAAUGCUCUUCAGCGGAUUGUUGGAACUCACAAAAGCUGUGAGAAAGAUGAGGAAGUUCCCUGACCAAAGACAGCAGUGGCUGCGGAAACAAUACGUCAGCCUCUAUCAGGAAGAUGGACGGUAUGAAGGCCCAACUUUGGCUCACGCUGUGGAGUUGUUUGGUGGCAGACGAUGGAGUACUCGAAACCCCAGCCCUGGGACAUCAGCAAAGAGUGCUGAGAAGCCCAGUGUGCAGAGAAACAACACCUUGGGCAUAAGCACCACCAAGAAAAAGAAGAAAAUCCUCAUGAGGGGUGAGAGUGGAGAGGUAACCGACGACGAGAUGGCCACACGAAAGGCCAAAACGCAGAAAGAGUGUCGCAGCCGGAGUGGUUCUGACCCUCAAGAUGUUAAUGAACAAGAAGAGUCGGAGGCAAAUGCCAUCACAAGCCCUCCUAACCCUCUCCCUUCCAGAAGAGCCCACUCUUUGACCACGGCUGGGUCCCCUAACUUGGCUGCCGGGACAUCAUCUCCCAUCAGGCCAGUGUCUUCCCCUGUGCUGUCUUCUUCAAACAAGAGCCCGUCCAGUGCUUGGAGCAGCAGCAGCUGGCAUGGGCGGAUCAAAGGAGGAAUGAAGGGCUUUCAGAGCUUCAUGGUUUCAGACAGUAACAUGAGUUUCGUUGAAUUUGUUGAGCUGUUCAAAUCAUUCAGUGUAAGGAGCCGCAAGGACCUGAAGGAUCUCUUUGAUGUCUACGCUGUGCCGUGCAACCGAGCUGGCUCUGAGUCGGCCCCACUCUACACCAACCUCACAAUUGACGAAAACACCAGUGGUCUUCAGCCUGACCUAGAUUUGUUGACCAGAAAUGUCUCGGAUUUGGGGUUGUUCAUUAAGAGUAAACAACAGCUGUCAGACAACCAGAGGCAGAUAUCUGAUGCCAUUGCUGCUGCAAGUAUCGUGACGAAUGGCACUGGGAUCGAGAGCACAUCCCUGGGCAUAUUUGGGGUUGGCAUACUCCAGCUCAAUGACUUCCUUGUGAAUUGCCAAGGAGAACAUUGCACAUAUGAUGAAAUCCUCAGCAUCAUCCAGAAGUUUGAGCCCAGCGUUAGUAUGUGUCAUCAGGGCCUAAUGUCGUUUGAAGGAUUUGCAAGGUUUCUGAUGGAUAAAGAUAAUUUUGCCUCGAAAAAUGAUGAGUCGCAGGAGAACAUUAAAGAAUUGCAGCUGCCUCUCUCUUACUAUUACAUCGAAUCUUCCCACAAUACCUACCUCACAGGCCAUCAGCUCAAAGGAGAAUCCUCAGUAGAACUCUACAGCCAGGUCCUCCUGCAAGGCUGUAGGAGCAUAGAGUUGGACUGCUGGGAUGGAGAUGAUGGGAUGCCCAUCAUUUAUCAUGGACAUACACUGACAACCAAGAUCCCCUUCAAGGAGGUGGUUGAAGCCAUUGAUCGAAGUGCCUUCAUCAACUCUGACCUGCCAAUCAUCAUAUCGAUUGAGAACCACUGUUCAUUGCCUCAGCAACGAAAAAUGGCAGAAAUUUUCAAGACCGUGCUUGGAGAAAAACUGGUGGCUAAAUUCUUAUUUGAGAGUGAUUUCUCAGAUGAUCCAAUGCUUCCCUCACCUGACCAACUUAGAAGAAAAGUGCUUCUUAAAAAUAAGAAGCUAAAAGCCCAUCAGACGCCAGUGGAUAUCUUAAAGCAAAAGGCUCAUCAGUUAGCAUCCAUGCAAGCCCAAGCUUAUAAUGGUGCGAAUGCCAACCCUCCACCUACUAAUAACGAGGAAGAGGAAGAUGAAGAGGAUGAAUAUGAUUAUGACUAUGAAUCCCUCUCUGAUGACAACAUUCUGGAAGACAGACCUGAAAAUAAAUCAUGUAAUGACAAGCUUCAGUUUGAGUAUAAUGAAGAAAUCCCCAAGAGGAUAAAGAAAGCAGAUAACUCUGUUUGCAACAAAGGAAAGGUUUAUGACAUGGAACUGGGAGAAGAAUUUUAUCUUCCUCAGAAUAAAAAGGAAAGCAGACAGAUUGCACCAGAGCUCUCUGACCUCGUCAUCUAUUGCCAAGCAGUAAAAUUUCCAGGCCUGUCAACUCUAAAUGCAUCUGGCUCUAGCAGAGGAAAAGAAAGGAAAAGCAGGAAGUCCAUUUUUGGCAACAAUCCGGGCAGAAUGAGCCCUGGGGAGACAGCAUCACUUAACAAAACAUCUGGAAAAAGUUCCUAUGAAGGAAUGCGACAGGCCUGGGAGGAAUCUUCUUCCUCCCUCAACCCAACCACGUCCCUCAGCGCUAUCAUUAGAACUCCCAAAUGUUACCAUAUCUCAUCGCUGAAUGAAAAUGCCGCCAAACGUCUGUGCCGCAGGUAUUCUCAGAAACUGAUCCAGCACACCGCCUGCCAGCUGCUGAGGACUUACCCGGCUGCCACUCGCAUCGACUCCUCCAACCCCAACCCCCUCAUGUUCUGGCUCCAUGGGAUACAGCUCGUGGCUCUCAACUACCAGACAGAUGAUCUCCCUUUGCAUUUAAAUGCUGCCAUGUUUGAGGCCAAUGGUGGCUGUGGUUAUGUUUUGAAACCCCCAGUUCUGUGGGACAAGAACUGUCCUAUGUAUCAGAAGUUUUCUCCCUUGGAAAGAGACCUGGACAACAUGGAGCCUGCUGUCUAUUCUUUAACUAUUGUCUCUGGUCAAAACGUGUGCCCGAGUAACAGCACGGGAAGCCCGUGCAUUGAAGUGGACGUCCUUGGCAUGCCCCUGGACAGCUGCCAUUUCCGCACGAAGCCCAUCCAUCGAAAUACCCUGAACCCCAUGUGGAACGAACAGUUUCUCUUCCGAGUUCACUUUGAAGAUCUCGUAUUUCUCCGUUUUGCGGUUGUGGAAAACAACAGCUCGGCGGUAACCGCUCAGAGGGUCAUUCCACUCAAGGCUUUAAAACGAGGAUAUCGACAUCUUCAGCUACGAAACCUCCACAAUGAAGUCUUGGAGAUCUCUAGUUUAUUCAUAAACAGCAGAAGGAUGGAAGAAAACUCCUCUAGCAGUACUCUGCCAGCCUCUUUGAUGUUUAAUACGGAAGAAAGAAAAUGUUUGCAGACUCAUAGAGUCACGGUACAUGGGGUCCCUGGUCCAGAACCCUUUACUGUUUUCUCUAUAAAUGGAGGCACCAAGGCAAAGCAGCUUCUCCAACAAAUUCUGACCAAUGAACAAGACACCAAACCUAUUGCCACAGACUGUUUUUUGAUGGAAGAAAAAUAUUUCAUAUCUAAAGAGAAGAAUGAAUGCAGGAAACAACCAUUCCAGAGAGCCAUUGGUCCAGAAGAAGAGAUCAUGCAGAUUUUAAGCAGCUGGUUUCCAGAAGAGGGAUAUGUUGGCAGGAUUGUCUUGAAAACCCAGCAGGAAAACCUAGAAGAGAAGAACAUUGUUCAAGACGACAAGGAGGUGAUCUUGAGCUCGGAGGAGGAGAGUUUCUUUGUCCAGGUGCAUGACGUUUCUCCAGAGCAACCUCGGACAGUCAUCAAAGCACCUCGUGUCAGCACGGCGCAGGAUGUCAUUCAGCAGACCUUAUGCAAAGCUAAAUAUUCCUAUAGCAUCCUGAGCAACCCCAACCCGAGUGACUAUGUGCUUUUGGAAGAGGUAGUGAAAGACACUACCAACAAGAAGUCUUCUACCCCCAAGUCCUCCCAGCGGGUCCUUUUGGAUCAGGAGUGUGUGUUUCAAGCGCAAAGCAAGUGGAAAGGUGCAGGAAAAUUCAUCCUUAAGCUAAAGGAGCAAGUGCAGGCAUCCCGAGAAGACAAAAGAAAAGGUAUAUCUUUUGCAAGUGAAUUCAAGAAGCUCACCAAGUCAACUAAACAGCCCCGAGGACUCACGUCACCUUCUCAGGUCUUGGCCUCAGAAAGUGUCCAAAGCAAGGAGGAGAAGCCUGUGGGCAGCUUGUCCCCCAGUGACGCGCUAGACUAUCACCAGUGACCAAGGGUGGCACGUUUUACCCAGGUGGUAUCUUUUGGCAGGAAGUUAAAGUCAAGAACGAACAUGGUGGAAACAAAUAUAAUUUCCUUAUUUUCCUUAAACUGGAAACUGAUGACUUCUGAACUGAAGCCUUCUUCUCACAUGAUGUGAGGUCCACAGUGAGGGCAAGCAAAAUGGCACAGGGCUAGCUGCCAACCAAUUUCCUGAUGAACGAAGCAAGGAAGCCCAGGAGACUGCCAUUUUACGAACGUCAACAGUUGGGAAAACCAGUGCUAAGCUAACAAUAAUUGACUUAGAACAAGGGUCAGCAAACUUUGUAAAGGGCCAGAUAGUAAAUAUUUGAGGCUUUAUGGGCCAUAUGGUCUCUAUUGCAACUACUCAACUCAGCCAUUGUAGUGCAACAGAAGCCUUAGACAAUACAUACAUGAACAAGCGUGGCUCUGCUCUAAUAAAACUAUUUACAGACACUGAAAUUGGAAUUUCAUAUAAUUUUCAUGUCACAAAUAAACUCCUCUUUUGAUUUUUUUCAACCACUUAAAAAUUUAAAAACUAUUUUUAGUUCAAGAGCCAGACAAAAACAGGUGGCAGGCUGGAUUUGGCCCAAGGGCCAUAGUUUGCUGACUUGACUUAGAAAGUUGGGAACAAGAGGCACAGAGAUCUGAAAGCAAGCAAGCUAGUUUAGCCAUACAUUUUAUGGCUGAGAAAUGGAAGCUUUUGGGCAUUGCAAAUGUAAAUAUGUCCUGUAAAAUUCAUUAAAAAGUAAUUCAAUUUAGUUUCUAUAUUGUGUACCAUAGUGUACUCUCCUUUACGAUUUCUUUUACAUAUAGAAUAAUAUUGGGGUUUUCUUUAAGUUGAUCUCGUAUAUAUUCACAGGUUAUUCCACUUUUGGUUUUUCACAAAAUGAGUUUAGAAUGAUGUACAAUUUAAUAUCUACUGAGUUGUGACGUCUUAACAAGAAACUUAACCUUUUUUUUAAAAGCAAAAGUAGAUUGAGUUGGUGUUUAAAUUUAUUUAUUUUGCAAAGUUUGUACUGACACUGUACUUAAAUAUUUAUUAUACAUAGCUUUCUUCGUAUUGCUUAUGGAUUAGAAAUAUUCGUGGUUCUAUCUCACUAUUUGAAGACAAAUCUCCUAAAAAAGAAAAUGUAUGCUCUGAAUACCUGAAAUGGACCAGAAUUUCAUGUAAAAAAGCUUCAUUUUCAUUUCUGAUUAACUGAAGAGCUAUUGAUCCAAGUUAUACUUGCCAUUUAAUGUAAAUUAUUUUUAAAACCUUGCUGUAUAACACUAUCAUGUGAGUGUAAAGGAGUCUUCUUAUUCUUUGUAUGAAGCAAAU
Molecule: messenger RNA, 8836 nt
Organism: Diceros bicornis minor
Lineage: Eukaryota; Metazoa; Chordata; Mammalia; Perissodactyla; Rhinocerotidae
Gene: PLCE1
Product: phospholipase C epsilon 1
Exons: 33
Coding region: 593-7504 (2303 amino acids)
Biological process (GO): small GTPase-mediated signal transduction; phosphatidylinositol-mediated signaling; lipid metabolic process
Molecular function (GO): phosphatidylinositol-4,5-bisphosphate phospholipase C activity; guanyl-nucleotide exchange factor activity
Source: RefSeq, a predicted model, not a curated record